Molecule: messenger RNA, 450 nt
Organism: Hirundo rustica (Barn swallow)
Lineage: Eukaryota; Metazoa; Chordata; Aves; Passeriformes; Hirundinidae
Product: transthyretin-like
Exons: 4
Coding region: 1-450 (149 amino acids)
Biological process (GO): purine nucleobase metabolic process
Molecular function (GO): thyroid hormone binding
Source: RefSeq, a predicted model, not a curated record
AUGGCUUUUCAUUCUGUAUUUCUGGUUUUCUUAGCUGGCCUGGCACUUUGCUCUGAAGCUGCACCACCGGUAAGUAACCCUUAUGAUGCCAAGCAUCCUCUUUACAUAAAAGUUGUGGAUGCAGUCCGGGGAAGUCCAGCUCAAAAUGUUCCAGUUAAAUUAUAUAAAGAAGGUGCAGAUGGAUCUUGGGAACUGUUAAAUUCAAAACAAACCAAUGACAAAGGAGGCCUCCCAGAGCUUACAACUAAAGAACAAUUCGUAGCAGGGUUAUACAAGCUUGAGCUUGAUACAACCUCUUACUGGAAGAGUCUGGGCUUGAAUCCCUUCCACCACCAUGCUGAUGUGGUGUUCGCAGCUAAUGAUGCUGGCAAUCGCCAUUACAAGAUCGUCGUUGUCCUUAGUCCCUUCUCUUACUCAACUACAGCAGUAGUUAGCGAGCCAGUGGAAUAG